AUGACCAGCCUUAAAAAUGAUGCUAUUCAACUAAUUAAUGAGGAUAAAGAGUUCAAUGAAGGUACUAUUUCAUAUUUCAAUAAAUGUAUUGAUCAUCGUAACGUGGGGAUGGACUACCAUGUCAUUUCGGUUUUUGGUUCUCAAUCAAGUGGUAAGUCGACACUGUUAAAUAUCUUAUUUAAUACAAAGUUUGAUACAAUGGAUGCUCAAGUUAAGAGACAACAGACGACAAAAGGUAUAUGGGUUUCUCAUACUCAACAGGUCAGUACUACCAAGGAAAUUUCUGAGACUAAUUCUAAAGAUCUAUUCAUUUUAGAUAUCGAGGGGUCAGAUGGUCAAGAAAGAGGUGAAGAUCAAGAUUUUGAACGUAAGGCAGCUCUAUUUGCCAUUGCUGUAUCGGAAGUGUUGAUUGUUAACAUGUGGGAACAACAAAUCGGUUUAUACCAAGGUAAUAACAUGGGUUUAUUGAAGACUGUUUUUGAAGUAAACUUAUCAUUAUUUGGUAAAAACAAAGAUGAUCAUAAAGUGUUACUGUUGUUUGUCAUUAGAGACCACGUUGGUGUGACUCCUAUUUCUAGUUUAAAGGAAACUGUCUCUCAAGAAUUAGAGAAUUUAUGGAACUCAUUAAGCAAACCUGUUGGUAGUGAAGACACAAAAAUUAGUGACUAUUUUGACUUAGAGUUUGCUGGUCUGAGUCAUAAACUAUUACAACAAGAUAAAUUCGAAGAAGAUGUGAGAAAAUUAGGCGAUCAUUUCGUUCAAACUGAAGGUCAUGAAGACGAUUGUUAUUUCAAAAAAGAAUAUCAUCAUAACUUACCUUUGGAUGGCUGGACCCUAUAUGCCAAUAACUGUUGGGAAUUAAUUGAACAUAAUAAAGAUUUAGAUUUGCCAACUCAACAAAUAUUAGUAGCAAGAUUCAAAACCGAUGACAUUGCUACUGAAAGCUUAAAAUUAUUAGAGAGUAAUUACAAUGAUGUAGUUCCUGCUGAUAUAAAGGAUAAAACUUAUUUAAUUAGUUCAUUACAAGAGUUAAAAAGUCAAUGCCUGGACAUGUACGAUGGACAGGCAUCAAAAUAUGCAAAGAAGGUUUAUUUACAAAGAAGAGAGGAUUUAGUUCAACAAAUUGAUGAACGAUUUUCGAAGCCCAUUAGAAGUUUCUUAAAUUUCUUCACAAAUGAGUUAAUAGAUUCGAUGAAGCAAAAUGUCACAGAAAAUACUAAAAAGGAACACUCUUUUAUUAAAAGGUUAGAUUCUGAGGUAGAGAAUGCACAAACUACUUUUACUGCUGUUUUAUUGGAAUUUAAUAAAAGCGACUUAUUAAGUGAUAAAUUAGUUGAAGAAAUGAACAAAAAUUUUGAUGAAGUUAUUGAUGAAACAACGGCUUACUUGCGUUCUAUUGCUAUUGAAGAUUUAAUUAAAAAAUCCAAUAAGCUCAUAUCUAACAAAGUAAAAGACCAAUCAAUUGCUUUGCUAUCUCAUCCGGAAACAAACGUUUGGGAUAUUAUAUUAGAGAAAUUUAACGCAACAUUUGACGACAUUUUAAAAUCAUAUAGAUCAGACGGUGAUGAUGACGAAGUAGAAAAAUACGACUUUAAAUUAAGUUUGACUAAAGAACAUAAUGAUAAAAUCUUCAAAGAAAUUCGUGUUUCUGCAUGGAAUGCAUUAUAUGAUGCAGUGCAUAAUUAUCUAAAAGAAGAUACUAUUGCUAAUAUUAUAAGGGAUAGAUUUGAAAAUAAAUUUAGAUUUGACGAAGACGACUCUCCAAGACUUUGGAAAAGCGAAGAAGAAAUUGACUCUGCCUUCAGAGUGGCUAGGGAGCAUGCAAUGGAAAUUUUCAAUGUGUUGACUUUAAUGUCUACGUCUGACAAAGUUGAAAUCAUUCCUGAUGUAGAAUUAAAGGAUGAAAGCACCUUAGAUGAAGAUGAGUUAGCUGAAUAUCAUUCCUUCAAAUUUGCACACAUUUUGAAUGAUACUAGCAAAGAAAAAGCCCAAAAACAGAUUAGAAGACAGAUUAACAUAGCUGUAUUAGAUGCUAAGAGGUCAAUGAUCCAAACAACGACGCAUAUUCCAGUAUGGGUGUAUGUUCUUUUAUUAGUUCUUGGUUGGGGCAAAUUAAUGGCCAUCGUGCGUAAUCCAUUAUCAUUGACAUUAGGUUUAUUAGCCAUCGUGUCAUUCUACUUUGUACAUAAAUUUGAUCUAUGGAAUCCUGUUAUGAAUGUAGCUCAGACAGUAGUUGGUGAAGCCGCAGACACUGUCAAGUUAAAGCUAAGAGAAUUUGUUUUGGAUGACGAUGAGAAAAAUCCAAAAAAACAAUCUGCUGCUAAGCAUUCUGAAUGA
Molecule: messenger RNA, 2337 nt
Organism: Tetrapisispora phaffii CBS 4417
Lineage: Eukaryota; Fungi; Ascomycota; Saccharomycetes; Saccharomycetales; Saccharomycetaceae
Gene: SEY1
Product: dynamin-like GTPase SEY1
Exons: 1
Coding region: 1-2337 (778 amino acids)
Biological process (GO): endoplasmic reticulum membrane fusion
Cellular component (GO): endoplasmic reticulum
Molecular function (GO): GTPase activity; GTP binding
Source: RefSeq, a predicted model, not a curated record